GGGCAAUUUGCCAUGUCACCACACGCACUAAAAAAUCGCCUGGAACAGCCUAGGGAGAAAUCUAUCCAGCAGGACCUGGUCGAGAUAAUGGAUAAGAAUUACUGAGGCGAUCCCAGCCCAAUGGACGCCAUGUGGAUAGAAAUUAUCUUGGUUCCACCCCAUUUUGCCUAUGUCCCUUACCCACCAGGAAGAUAGAAGGUCGAUUCUGCCUAAUGCGUUGGUCUGGCCUCAGUACCAGGAACCUUUGCCAUUUUAUAAGAAACAGGCCCCGUGCAGGUUGAUAAGCUGACAGUACAAACCAGGAGAGCCUCUCCAAGCGUCUGACUCAACGACCGAGUUUCAUUCGUGGCGAUCAAGCAUGAUUCCUCCGGUGGAAGCUGCAGACUGGCAAGCUGGCAAAGGCGUAACUCAUGAACCGCCGGUGGAGGCAUUCCCCAUGGUCGGGGGCGGGACAGACACGACCAGUGCGUCAGAGGGGUGUCCAGAAGCCCAGCAUCCUGCAGCUCUGGACGUCGAAAAUGCUCCCGAGCGGCAUACAGAAGAGACUGUAGUGCUUCCUCGUCUCCCACAGGGCGUUCCUCCCGAGCUCAGUGGCUUCACGGGCGAGUUAAUAUUCAUCCUUCUCUGCUCCAUGGGCCUGUUCCUCUUCGGCCUCUUCCUCGGAAACGUCAUUAUCAACCAGGCCGUAUUCCCUCACGCGCUCGGGGUGAGCGAAAGCAAUACGCCAUGGUUGAUCGGUUCCUUCCUGCUGGCGAAUGGCAUCGCCGUGAUUGUCUCUGGGUCGCUGGCGGACCUGUCGAACCCGAAGCUUCUCAUGGUUCUGGGCUUCGGCUGGCUGGUCAUUUGGAAUAUCGUCGGGGUAUUUAGCAUCCGUCCCUCACUGCCAGUCCUCUUUUUCGUGGUCCGGGCCAUGCAGGGGCUCGCCAUUGGCGUCCUGCAGUCGACAUCGAUGAGUCUACUGGGGCGGGUGUACUCGCCUGGGAUUCGGAAAACGAGGGUAUUUUCAGUCAUGUCCGCAAUGACGCCCGUAGGUUUCCUCGUCGGCUGUCUGCAAGGCGGAGCGCUCACAGUACACCUGCCCUGGAUCUUCGGGAGUAACGCCAUAGCUUCCUUCAUCUUCGCAGUGGCCUCCUUCUACGGUAUCCCUUCGUUUGCCCCGAAGGCUGGUUCCUCCGGUGACCAACUAUCUCUCAAACACUUCGACGCCCUCGGCGCCGUUCUCGCUGCCCUGGGCUGCGGGCUAAUCAUCCUCGGGCUAACGCAAGGCGUCCCCAGUGGCUGGAGCCCAUACACUUACUCCCUCAUCAUCGUGGGAGCGGUCUUUCUAGUUCUAUUCUACUUCGCGGAACGACGCGCAUCGCGACCCCUCGUCGAUAACCGUCUCUGGACGACCCCCGGAUUUCUCCCCCUCGCGAUCUCCUAUUUUCUCGGAUACGGGGCAUAUGUCGGGGGAUGGAUGUUCUUCGCCGUGCGAUUUCUCCUCACAAUCCAGGGCCAUGCACCAAUCACCGUGGCUCUCUUCUUCAUUCCUAAUAUGGUCUGCGGCAUCCUUGCCACCUACAUCGUGUCGAAAACGCUUCAUCUCGUCCCGGGACACUGGAUCCUUAUCGCCGGGAUGGUCGCCACUACCAUGGGUCCGGUCUUCUUCAUACCCCAAACGCCGAAUACCAUCUACUGGGCGCUGUCGAUGCCAGGGAUUGCCCUCGUGACCUUCGGACCGGACCUGACAUUCGCAGCUGCGUCCAUCUUCAUCACGUCGAACGUCCCCCGCUCGUUCCAGGGCUCGGCCGGGAGUCUCCUGGUGACGAUUCAGAACCUGUCUGCGGCCAUUGUAACGGCCAUUGGAGAUACGAUCGGGAAGGAAGUCACCCAAGCAGGCGGCGACGGUUAUAGUCUGGACUUGGGUGCUUUACGCGCGAUUUGGUGGUUUAGUUUCGCAAUCUCGCUGGCGGCGGCGGGGGUUUGUGUGGGGUUUGUACGCAUCCCGAGGAGCGAGGAGAAGGACCACGUCGAGUGAUUUUCGAGGUGUUUGGAGACGGGGGACUAUGAGGAUUGCUCGUGGUUCUAACAUUGGCGUCUUGUGGUUAUUUUUACACGCCAAGUUGAACGUAAGUGUAUGGAUCUUCGGCGGAAAGGUUGGUAUAGAAUAGAAGGAUAUAGAUGCUUCUGUGCGGCUUGAUUAUAUAUCCAAUCAGGAAAGGAUUCACCAGCAACAGAGAUGUGGUAUUUCAACUGGUGAUACCGCGUGGAGAAUUGAGUCUUUACGUGAUUGACAAGA
Molecule: messenger RNA, 2278 nt
Organism: Aspergillus fijiensis CBS 313.89
Lineage: Eukaryota; Fungi; Ascomycota; Eurotiomycetes; Eurotiales; Aspergillaceae
Product: MFS general substrate transporter
Exons: 2
Coding region: 359-2017 (552 amino acids)
Biological process (GO): transmembrane transport
Cellular component (GO): membrane
Molecular function (GO): transmembrane transporter activity
Source: RefSeq, a predicted model, not a curated record